Chlamydomonas reinhardtii is the source of this 1746-nucleotide messenger RNA. RefSeq lists its product as uncharacterized. The record is from RefSeq and is a predicted model, not a curated record. NCBI's taxonomy places the organism in Eukaryota, Viridiplantae, Chlorophyta, Chlorophyceae, Chlamydomonadales, Chlamydomonadaceae. The transcript has 2 exons. Bases 237 to 653 code for a protein of 138 amino acids.
CCUAUCCAGCUGGACUGCUGGCGGCACGCAGGGCAGCCGGCCCCGCCAACACGUCGCUGGCCUUCGCGAAGUAUCUCUUCUCUGCAAAUGGAUCUGUCUUGGGCACAGCCGCAAGCGCUGGCCUUAGCGCGGCAGAAACACAUCUGCUGACAGCAAUCCGCAGCUCUUGCGGUCGCGUGUUAGUGGCUCCCCAGGCAGGCACAAUCGAUGCGCUGCUGCAGUUCAAUGGGGAUGCAAUGCAGUCCCUGCGGCCGCCUUCAAGCAAUGAGUCAGCGCAGCUGGCCGUGCCAGGCCUGCAGGUUCCGGCCUACCGCUCGCCUGAGCACCUUGUGUACUUCCAGCGCCAGGCUAGGCUGGACGUGCUCGGUGGCGUGGCCGGCGGCUGGGGAUGUCCGCCUGGCCAGGUUGUGGUGGGGCUACGCGGUCGGCGGCUGGCGCUACAGCCUUCGUCCGUUCUGUUUCAUGGCUUUGCUGAUUGGAAGUACGGAAGCCCUCUGGAGUUCCAGUUCCGCUAUGCCCCAGACUACACUUCUCUGAGUGCGGUGGACGCACUUGUGUGCCAGAACAGCCCCGCCGCCCCGGCUCCACCUCCCUCGCCGCCACUGCUCAUUGGGACAGCAGGUGUGUCCGUGCACGCACGCACGCACACAUAGCAGUCAUGUGUAUACCAAAUUCCAUGAUUAACAAACACGCACGCACGGCUAGGAUUUGUGUGCAUAAGCUGUACUGAAUUUGUCAUGCAGGUUUGCUUGUCACAGCGGCGGCCCUGGGAGUGGCUAGCAAUGCCACAGGCUCUUCUGGCGGCGGAAGCAACACCACCCUGUCAUGCGGCGCAUCUGACCUCGUAACAUCGUUGUUCGGCUCAAAUGAUGGGGUACGUGACAAAUUGGACGGCACAUGGCAGAAGCAUGUACCAGCCACCAGCAGCUAGAUAGAUACACUCUGGGAACCUAGCUGCUUCAGGCUUGCUUCAGGCUAGCUUCAGGAAAAUGACCCCAGUCAAGGCUUCAGGAUGCUUGCUUCAGGGAAGAGACCAUAUCAGGAAAACGCUGAAGCACUUCAGGAAAGGGCCUGAAGCACCCACACCCUGAAGCCCUCUGUCACCCGCCCCGCAACCAGUGUUCAUCAGAGGUGUCUACAGACACCGAACUGUUAUCCCCAUUGUCAUGUCGAUCAAGCACUCUCACCUCCACUGCACCGAGCACCACAUGCCCAUGUCCUGCACUCGUCAUAACCUGAAUACCUGCAAGCCAGCCAUGUCAGCAACUGUGUGAGCAGACAGUGAGCAGCGCGCAAGCGAUGUUAGAGCAGCAGAUGUUAGAGCACUGACUGUGGACUGCAAGCCAGGCAUGCAAAAACACCCCCGAGCAAGGCCUCAAGUCCUUGCGAAGAACUCCAUCAAAAAAAGAUUCAGACGCACUAAGGGACAUGGGCAUAUACUUAGCUUGCAAGAGGCUUGAGGUCAGCGACGAAGACGACCACUUUGACCGAGUUGUAGCCAGCUCCACAGGUCGUUCACAAGCACAGAGCAUAUCUACAUUUGAUUAUCAUAACUUCCAACAUAGCUUUGAUUAUUAAAGAACCAUCCAGAUCAAGGCAGCGUCGGGGGUAAUGAUAAAGGCUCGCCCAAUUAUUGCUUGACUGCAUGUAUGUAUUUACAGGGACAUGUUGAAGUAAAUAAGUUGAAGAAUACAGUAGUGUGCAGCAAGUGGACUCCGUCUGGGACUUCAGUAGCUCGGUACUGUC